AUGGCUGACAGGAGAAGAAAUAAUGGUCCCCCGAGCGGCACCAGAGCGCCCGUAUAUGCUUCAUUGCUGCGCUCCGCAGCAGGCGAGGGAGCAGAGAGACCGCAGCGGACGAGGAAGCCUACAGAUCUGCGAAAGAUAUUUUUGAAAACGGGUCUCAUUCCUUCAGCAAGCGGUUCCUCAUACCUUGAAAUCGAGCCUACCACACGAGCAACGGCUGCACCCAAAUCGUUGAUAGCACCCGCCACAUCCUUAAAGAUCGCAUGCGCAGUCCAUGGUCCCAGGCCCCUGCCACGCUCGGCGAAUUAUUCUCCGAAUCUCCUUUUAACGACCCAUGUCAAAUAUGCACCAUUCGCACAUCGACGACGAAAAGGACAUAUUCGAGACGCUAGCGAACGCGAUCUUGGCGUCCAUCUCGAAACAGCCAUUCGAGGCGCCAUCAUAGCCGAGCGCUGGCCCAAAAGUGCUUUGGAUGUGACAAUCACUGUUCUCGAAGCCGAAGAUGAUCGGUGGUGGGGGAAUGCAUCUGCUUCGUCGGAUGCCUCUUGGGGCAUGAUGAAUGUACUUGCGGGUUGUAUCACGGCUGCGGCGGCGGCUAUUGCUGAUGCUAGAAUUGAUUGUCUGGAUCUAGUGUCUGGCGGCGUUGCUGCCUUGGUUGCUGCCGAGGAUGAGAUGGGAAACAGUGGUAAUCAAGAUGAUAGUCAGAAAGAUAGUCGCCCGCCUCCGAGGCUACUCUUGGACCCAGACCCGUCAGAACAUCGGAACAUCAUUGCUGCUUGUGUUGUUGGGUACUUGCCGGGCCGCGACGAGAUUACAGAAAUAUGGUUAAAAGGUGAUACGUCAGAUGUUGCCUCUACGGAAACACCAGAGAAGAAGAUGCCGGGGCAUGAUAUACUUAUUGACGGUGCUAUUGAUGCUGCGCGCGCUGCUCGAUCUGUGCUUGCUGCCGCUGUCAGAGAGUCUGGCGAGCGUUUCGUGAAGCAAUCCUUGGAGGCUACAAAAAUAGACGCAGACGUUGACAUGAAGACAUGA
Talaromyces atroroseus is the source of this 1029-nucleotide messenger RNA. RefSeq lists its product as hypothetical. The record is from RefSeq and is a predicted model, not a curated record. Bases 1 to 1029 code for a protein of 342 amino acids. Gene Ontology annotation, biological process: U4 snRNA 3'-end processing; nuclear mRNA surveillance; poly(A)-dependent snoRNA 3'-end processing. Lineage: Eukaryota; Fungi; Ascomycota; Eurotiomycetes; Eurotiales; Trichocomaceae. Gene Ontology annotation, cellular component: nucleolus; cytoplasmic exosome (RNase complex); nuclear exosome (RNase complex). The transcript is spliced from 2 exons.